GCUGACGACUUGUUCCUACUUCGGGUUUAGUUGUUGACUGACUCUGGAAAUUGAAUGAUCCUUUUGAGACAAGUGUAAAAUUUUACUAAAAGUAAGCGUGAUUUUAGUAGUGUACUUUUUACUUCUCGAGUAUGGAAAAUUUGCCUCCGCGAAAAAUUCAAGUCUAGUGAAUCAUCCAAAUACUAUUGUAGAAGUUUGCAACGGUUCGUGUUAGCUCUCCAUAAAACUUGAUUUUUUGAGUGUGCAUAAAUCAUAGUCAAGUAAAUUAAGAUCAUCGCCUAUCGUCGUAUGGAAAAUUGCCACGAAGAGACUUUCACCGUGUUCAGGCAUUUUGAUUGCGUCUUCACUGUUAAAGAUAGAACAAAAAGAGCCGAUUGAAAAUAAAAGGAGUGGAAGUUCUCCAAGAAGUGACUGGCUGUACAAUUGAGGAAAUCUAGGAAACGAAAUGAGUGUCUUUUCACCAAUCAAAGCUACUUUCGAUGAGAAUGAUCGCGUCAUCAAGGUCGACACCUCCGAGGCAAAAUCAGUUAGUCGCUUCGGAACGUCGCUUUUGUACCGGUGGGGCGAUUACAAUUUUCAUCCCAGAGCAAUCGAAAUACUAUGUAAAAUCCAAAAAUUGACCUUCAAAGAAGAUGACGUGAUUCUAUGCAUGUUCCCAAAAUCCGGCUCAACAUGGCUCAGUGAAUGCAUUUAUUUGAUAGUAAAUCAGUACAAAUACGAGCUCGCUUCCGAAGAAUCGAUCGAGCUUCGUUUCCCGCAAAUCGAUUCUCCAUCACACGAUGUUUUCGACUUGAUCUUGAAGCGAUACAACGAUUCGAAUUCACGGAGACUCAUAAAAUCUUCCGUGCCACCAAACUUGCUCAUCGAACGAGCGGGUUCGGAUGCAACCAAGCCGAAAGUGAUAUCCAUAUUUAGGAAUCCGCGGGAUGUUUUGGUGUCGUUUUAUCAUCAUUGCAAAACGGUGAAACAUUAUGACAUUGAGUUCUCAUUCGACGAUUUCUUCGAGACAUUCCUAAGAGGCCAAGUGCCUUGUGGGCCGAUUUGGAAAAUGUACAAUGAUAUGUUCAAAUAUCAUCAAGCAAAUCCGGGAAGCACCAUGGUUGUAUUCUACGAAGAUAUGAAACAGGAUUUGCGUGCACAACUGAGAAAAGUGUGCGCAUUUUUAAAUUGUCAGGAGCCGAACGACGAGCGUGCUUGGGCUCAGCUGUUGGACCAUCUCAGUGUUGAUCGGAUGCGACAGAACAAAACCAUCAAUCGUCAUGACUGGGACAAGCUCGGCUUGAGGAAUUCCAACGGUUUUGAAUUUGUUCGCAAGGGCCAAGUGAAUGAUUGGAAGAAUUUCUUCAACGAUGAACAAUCCGUCCGAUUUGAUAGAGAAAUUACUGAUAAGCUAUUACCUGAACUCCAGGCGCGAUAUAGACAGCAAAGGUAAUGAUUCAGCAAAAAGUGUUGGUAAUUGGUUGAUAGUUUCACUCAUAAAACUUGCAGAUUAACAAAUAGUUAAAGUUACGUCAGAGUAGACGUAGUUGAACUUUUCUGAAUUUUUUUGAAAACCAAAAUGCCAUUGAUAUGUGGCUUAAACGAAGCCCUGUGAUGAGGAAUACAUCUGGAAAAGUAUUCAUAUAGCGAGGACGCGAUUUUUAAUACUUAACAGUGCUAACUUUGUUUGAGCUCAAACUAAAUAUUUUACUUAAAGUAUCAUCCUAAGGUUUGAUUUUAGUCACAAUUCGAUAGAUUAGGUUCCUCCAAUACAAGCUAGCAAUAAAUGAGAGACUGUUUGUAGGAUUAAGUGUGAAUAAAUUUUUGUCAAUUAUAACAUUCUACUUUUAUAAAAUUCGUGUCAGCUCUUC
This is a messenger RNA of Bemisia tabaci, 1850 nucleotides long. RefSeq names its product sulfotransferase 1E1. The record is from RefSeq and is a predicted model, not a curated record. Gene Ontology annotation, molecular function: sulfotransferase activity. Lineage: Eukaryota; Metazoa; Arthropoda; Insecta; Hemiptera; Aleyrodidae.